CUGCUGCUUCUUCAAAACACUGUACCUCCCCCUCCAAGUAACCAUGUUUUUGCUUCAUCUUUAAAUAGUGGCAGUCUUUAGAAGGAUAUCAAGGCAGAGAAGUGUCCUGUAAUUGUUGUACCAGCCUCAAAUACCUUGGAGGGUAGUUGUGCUCUGGUGUGUUGGCUGCAGUCCUGCACCGUGUCCCGACUGCGUCAGGAGGAAAUCUGGCUUCUCUGAAUCUUGUUCCACUAUGAAACAGCUGUCGGCAGAGACUAUUUGUCUCCUUUCAAGUUCUCAGGUGAUUACAUCUGUUGUCAGCGUGGUGAAGGAGCUGAUAGAAAAUUCCUUGGAUGCCAGUGCCACAAAUAUUGAUAUUAAACUGGAGGAUUAUGGGUUUAACAAAAUAGAAGUAAGAGACAAUGGCAAUGGAAUCAAGGUUGCUGAUGUUCCAGUUAUGGCAAUUAAACACUAUACCUCAAAAAUAAGCUCUUCUGAGGACCUGGAAAGCUUGACAACAUACGGUUUCCGUGGGGAAGCUUUGGGAUCAAUUUGCUGCAUAUCAGAGGUUUUGAUCACAACAAAGACAGCUGAUGAUGAUUUCAGCACUCAGUACGCUUUGGAUAGCAAUGGGCAUGUAACUUCUAAAAAGCCUUCCCAUCUUGGGCAAGGUACUACAGUAACAGUCCUAAAGUUGUUUAAGAAUCUUCCUGUAAGAAAGCAGUUUUAUUCAACAAAUAAAAAAUGUAAGGAGGAACUGAAAAAAAUCCAAGAUCUACUCACAGCAUAUGGUAUCAUAAAACCAGACCUGAGGAUCACCUUAACACAUAAUAAGGCAGUUAUUUGGCAGAAGACCAGGGUGUCAGAUCACAAAAUGGCCUGUAUGUCAGUUCUGGGAACAGCCGUUAUGGGCAGUAUGGUACCUUUUCAACACUGCUGUGAAGAUCCUGAGAUAAAUCUUUCUGGAUUUCUCCCAAAAGCUGAGUCAGACAGUUCUUUGACAAGCCUUUCAAGUUCAGAAAGGAGUUUCAUUUUUAUAAAUAAUCGUCCAGUUCACCAGAAGGAAAUACUGAAGUUAAUUCGACAGUACUACAGCCUAGUGACACACAAGGACUGUACUCGUUUAUAUCCUGUUUUCUUUUUGAAUAUUACUGUACCUGCCUCUGCUGUGGAUGUGAAUUUAACACCUGAUAAAACUCAAGUUUUGCUGCAUUAUAAGGAAUCUGUCUUACUUGCUGUUGAAAAUGUGUUGAAAUCACUGUAUGGGCCACUACCUGCUACAGUCCCUGGUGAAAGUAAAAAAACAGAUGUUACCUCAGAAGACAUGUUUGUUCAUAGAACAGAACAAACAGAUGUGGUUGUUAAUGAAAUGGGACCAUCUGGAAACGAUGAUCUACAUGCUCAUACUUCAUUCCUUUCAUUCAGCAGUGAUGUGCAAAACUGUCAAGUAGCAAAAAACACAGAGAUCUGCUUAAAUCAUCAGACGUUUUCUGGUGAUAAUGUACAUAGUCGCCUGGACAAAAAAGAGGUUUCUAAGAGUGAUGCCUUUCCAGACAGUUCCUUAAAUUUAUUGUGUGUGGAGGAACAGAAGGGACAGAAUAUAACUGAUAUUCAGAGUAACGGUGUUCCCAUGGACCCCAAGUCUAAAAAAGCUGAUGAACAUCUUUUGAGUUCUGAUAAUAUUGAUGAAACAGAAAAGAAUGAGGAAACCUUAGGCCCUAAAGACUUACCUGAAGUCUCUGCUGAUGAUUGGAGUAUGGGAAUUGGAUUUAAAAACUCUUUAGGGGACAACCUGGAACCUGUUAAGAUUUUGAUACCUGAGGUUGGAGGAACAAUUAAUAAGCAAAAUGAACGUACCGGUGAAGAAAGCAAUGAUCCACAAAUCUCAAAUCAAAGCAUAAAGACAAGAAAUGUGAUAAGUGACAAAUUCGGACAUGUGACGGCUUAUGACUUAAUUAGUAGUAGAAUAAUAAGGAAACCAAAGUCUGCAAUUGGAUUUUUCACUCAAGAAUGUCGUCCAAAAUUGAUAACUGAUAAUCCAAAGACCAGCAUGGAUGACAUCCUGCUGAAAAUUGAAGAGCAGUGGAAGAACUUGAAUGAAGAGGAAAAAAAGAAUUAUGAAAUAAAAGCUGCUAAAGACCUGGAACGAUACAACAGAGAGGUCAGGAAAGCUAUGGGACGGGCAGCACACCGACCAACGAAGGAGGCAGAAAAACAGAAACCCAAGCUGAAGACUUCUCCAUCCAACCAGCAGAAGCUUGACAAGAUAUUUCAUGCUCAGACCGAAAAGAAGCAGAAACCUGAACAGCCUAGAAAAAUUGUCACAGUGCCUUUUUCUCUAAGUUCCUGUAGACGUCAGCUUCAGAGACAUCAGAAAAAUGACUCAGAUGAACACGAGCUUUUCCUGAUCCGUCGUCCAAGUUUUCCUGAUGUCUGGAUAUUUGCUACUGAGAAGAAGCUAAUGUUGCUGAAUCCAUAUAGGUUGGAAGAAGCCCUGCUAUGUAAGAGAUUAAUGAUGAAUCAUAAGCUUCCAGUAGAGAAACUGGACAAGCCAAUUGUGUUAGCAGACAGUCUUAUUGGUGGAUCUCAGUAUAUGGCUGCUCUUUAUAAAAUGCAGAAGGAUUACCAGAGUUUCAAUGGAUCAGGUUAUUUGUCAGAUCGAAGGCUUGUAGCAAAUGGAUUCCAGAUAAAAGUGAUAGAAGGUACUUCAGCUACAGAAAGUCAUAUGGAAAUAGAAGGGAUGGCAAAUUGUCUGUCAUAUUAUGGUAUUUCUGAUUUGAGAGAAAUUCUGAAUGCAGUAGUUAAUGGAAAUGCAAAGGAAGUAUAUGAAUGUAGGCCUCUCAAAGUGAUAAAUUACUUGGAGGGAGAAGCAGUACGUUUAACUCGGCAGCUGCCCUUACAUUUGUCAAAAGAAGAUGUACAAAACACAAUUUACAGGAUGAAGCAACAGCUUGGAAAGGAAAAUAAAGGCUGUGUUCAUGGUCGUCCUUUUUUUCAUCACUUAGCAGAUAUUCCAGAAGUUGACAAGCACAACUCCAUGGAAAUUAUUCAGUAAAUGGAACAUUUUGUUUGGGAUCAUAUUUCUCUUGCUUCAUUUUGAUCGUUACUCUGUAAUUUCAGUAUGUUUUGUGCAAAGCUUUUGUAUAAUGACUUUUCAUUAUCGUAUGUUUUCCUCCCAGAGACUGUUUUUAUUUAAAUCCAAAUGCUACUUGAAAACUGAAAAUAAAUAUUAUAGAAAAAAAAACUCAUCGAUAUUUUUUAAAAGAAUUUACUAAACAAAUGAUCUCAA
Molecule: messenger RNA, 3268 nt
Organism: Falco peregrinus (peregrine falcon)
Lineage: Eukaryota; Metazoa; Chordata; Aves; Falconiformes; Falconidae
Gene: PMS1
Product: PMS1 homolog 1, mismatch repair system component
Exons: 13
Coding region: 233-3034 (933 amino acids)
Biological process (GO): mismatch repair
Cellular component (GO): MutLalpha complex
Molecular function (GO): mismatched DNA binding; ATP-dependent DNA damage sensor activity; ATP hydrolysis activity
Source: RefSeq, a predicted model, not a curated record